UAUUCGCUGCGGGACUCUCCUCCUACUACUCCAUGGCCUCCUCCUCCUCUUUUCUGCGAUUCAAAAUCGCGUUCCAUGGUGUUGAAGCUCCUUUCAUUUCAUUCGGUUUUCUUCAGGAUGGGAUUUCUCAGACAUCUGCGCUCUGUCAAAAACGGGCUCAUCCUUUUCUUGACUCCAUGUCUUCUUCUUCCACUGCCUCUAGUCAUCGGGACAUCGGAGGCAGAAUGUGCCUAUGUGAUAAUCCUGAUGGCGGUGUACUGGUGCACAGAGGUGCUACCACUGGCUGUGACUUCACUUCUCCCAGCUCUCCUUUUUCCUUUGUUUGGCAUAAUGGAAUCCAAAGAUGUGUGUAUGCAGUACAUGAAGGAUACAAACCUGUUGUUUGUUGGAGGACUCAUGGUCGCUGUGGCUGUGGAACACUGGAAUCUGCACAAGCGCAUUGCUUUGAGGGUGCUGCUUUUGGUUGGUGUGCGUCCAGCACUUUUGAUGCUGGGCUUCAUGGGUGUUACUGCGUUUUUGUCCAUGUGGAUCAGUAACACGGCUACCACAGCCAUGAUGGUGCCCAUUGUUCAAGCAGUGCUGGGGCAGCUCAACAGCAAUGAGGCAGAAGUACCUCAGAUCCUCAGCUCAGAUGAGCAGGAGCUGACAUCAGACACUGACAACAAAUCUCAAACACAGACAGAGAAAAAGAAUGAGGGAACUGGCCCGGUGGUGGUGACUCUCUUGGAUGCCUCAAUAGAGAUUGCCAAGCAUAAGGAGGCAGCAGAAAGACGGAGGAUGUGUAAAGGGAUGACCCUGUGUGUUUGUUAUGCAGCCAGCAUUGGAGGCACUGCCACACUGACAGGAACCGGUCCCAAUCUGGUGCUAAAGGGUCAGAUGAACCAGCUGUUUCCUGAAAACGGGGAUGUGAUUAACUUUGCCUCCUGGUUCGGCUUUGCCUUCCCAAACAUGAUCAUCAUGCUCACGCUGGCCUGGCUUUGGCUGCAGUUUGUUUUCAUGGGAUUAAACUUUAAGAAAACGUGGGGCUGCAGGGCUGUAAAGACAGAGAAGGAGAUUGCUGCCUACAAUGUAAUCCUUGAGCAGCACCGCUUGUUGGGGCCCAUGUCUUUUGGAGAGAUAAGUGUCCUGGGUCUCUUCACUUUGCUGGUGCUCAUGUGGUUCACAAGGGAUCCAGGUUUUGUCCAGGGAUGGGCGACAAAUAUCUUCAACUCCACAGCAGAGUAUGUGACAGAUGCCACAGUGGCCAUCUUUGUGGCCAUUCUUCUCUUUGUUCUGCCCUCUGAACCUCCACGUUUCUGUUCAUGGAGGUCAAGGAGUUUUGACACAUCACCUCAUCGGCCUACUGGCUCAACGCCACCUCUUCUCACCUGGAAAGUUGCUCAAAAGAAGUUACCAUGGGGCAUUGUGAUUCUUCUUGGGGGAGGUUUUGCUCUAGCUAAGGGAAGUGAAGAAUCUGGACUCUCAAAGUGGAUGGGCGAUCAGAUGACCCCCCUGCAAACUAUCCCUCCAUGGGCAAUUGCUAUCAUCUUAUGCCUGCUGAUUGCAACCUUCACAGAGUGCACCAGUAAUGUGGCAACUGCAACUCUCUUUUUACCUGUCUUAGCCUCAAUGUCUCAGUCCAUUGGAAUCAAUCCACUGUACGUCAUGGUGCCUUGUACUCUAAGUGCCUCAUUUGCCUUCAUGCUGCCUGUUGCCACUCCACCAAAUGCCAUAGUCUUCUCUUAUGGAUACAUCAAAGUUGCUGACAUGGCCAAGACGGGGAUAGUCAUGAACAUCAUCGGCAUCCUGUGCAUUACACUGGCCAUUAACAGCUGGGGCAGGCCCUUGUUUCACCUGAACACUUUCCCUGCAUGGGCCAACACCACAGGGGUGUGAGUCUGGUUCUGCACUUGGAGAUGACCCAUACACACAAGUGUCAGACCAAGAUUGCUGGUCAGAGUGACAGCACGGGACUAAACGUUGAACUUCAUGUGUCUUGCUGUCUGGUGGCUUUAACUGAAACUUGAGACUUGCUACAAAGAAAGGGGUAAUGAAUUUGACUGAAAGGAAAGAGUGGGUAAACAACUUUUUAUGUAUCAUAAAGAAGUUGCACCAUGAAAAAGACUUCUUACACCCAAAAAGGUACAACAGAAGCCAUAUACAGUCUGUAUUUAUAUUGUUUAAUACAAUUAUAUUAUUAUUAUUAUAAAAAAAAGCAUUAUUAUUAAAAGCAAGUCUUUUUUUAAUCAUAGUUAAUGUGUACACACACACACACACACACACACAUAUAUAUAUAUAUAUAUAUAUAUAUAUAUAUAUAUAUAUAAUUUUGCUUAUUUGUAGCAUAUGUUUAGAGCAGUAAACCUUGUUUUUGUAAUAUAGAGAUAACUGAAAAUUUGUGGUACUUGUAAUUAAGGAUGUAUAUUAUAUGCCUGUUCUGUUUUUUUUAACUGCUUGGUGGGAGGUUGCAACAUUUCUUUGAGAGCUGCAUUUACUGGUUGUAUUAUGUCAUUUUUCUUUUCUUUUCUUUUUUUUUUUUUAUCAAGAUUUAACACUAAAAGCAGCCUCCAAUAUAAUACACAGUAGGUUUAGGUCUACUAAAAUACAUUAGAAUACCACUGUGACAAUGACAUUCCCGCUGCCUAAUGAGCACCUUUACUAUUGUCCAGUUAUGCUGCCUAAGUGUGCUAAAAACACAUUUUUACAUUUCCAGUUUACACAUUCUUUGCUGGUACUGUGUCUUACUAUAAACAUGAAUUCUACAUGAACUCCAAUCAAGUUGUAUUUUAUAAUCUUUGUAUAUGUGGUGUAUAUGUUCUUUUGCAUAAUGUGAAAUGA
Melanotaenia boesemani (Boeseman's rainbowfish) is the source of this 2817-nucleotide messenger RNA. It is a transcript of the gene slc13a5b, whose product is annotated as solute carrier family 13 member 5b. Bases 76 to 1875 code for a protein of 599 amino acids. Gene Ontology annotation, cellular component: membrane. NCBI's taxonomy places the organism in Eukaryota, Metazoa, Chordata, Actinopteri, Atheriniformes, Melanotaeniidae. Gene Ontology annotation, molecular function: succinate transmembrane transporter activity; citrate transmembrane transporter activity; sodium:dicarboxylate symporter activity. The record is from RefSeq and is a predicted model, not a curated record. The transcript has 12 exons. Gene Ontology annotation, biological process: monoatomic anion transmembrane transport; citrate transport.